GUCGCGCUGUCACUCGUAAUACAUUUUUGAAAGUGAUCGCGACUGAUAACGGUGUUGAAACUUACGUCUGUUAAAACGGAUACGUCAUGAGGGUGAUUUUCGCAGUCGCCAUUGUCCUGGCGAUCGUCGCUUACGCGUCCGCGGGGCCGUUCGAAUCCGAACGUGUUUUCGAAGCUCUCGUCAGAGGAGGAGAGCAAAAAAGUGUUAAUCUCCGAGAUAUCGACACGGACUCGGGAUUAUCCGUCGACGAUAAACUGACCUUGACAAGACGUCGACGCGACGUUUUUGAUUAUUCCUGUAACCACAACAGGUGCAACCUAAGCUGUCAGCAUUACAGACACGACGGAGGAGUUUGCGUGAACGAGAUGUGCACUUGCGUCGGAAUCAGGAGCGAUUAGCGUCGAUUUGACGAUAGCGACGUUUUCUGAUUUUCUGUUUUCACGUUGACUGCAAUAAAGAAAAAUAAUCGUU
Messenger RNA from Athalia rosae (coleseed sawfly), 471 nucleotides. RefSeq lists its product as uncharacterized. The transcript has 2 exons. Lineage: Eukaryota; Metazoa; Arthropoda; Insecta; Hymenoptera; Athaliidae. Bases 87 to 398 code for a protein of 103 amino acids. The record is from RefSeq and is a predicted model, not a curated record.